This is a messenger RNA of Lingula anatina, 2916 nucleotides long. RefSeq names its product transmembrane protein 41B. NCBI's taxonomy places the organism in Eukaryota, Metazoa, Brachiopoda, Lingulata, Lingulida, Lingulidae. The record is from RefSeq and is a predicted model, not a curated record. Gene Ontology annotation, cellular component: endoplasmic reticulum membrane. Gene Ontology annotation, biological process: autophagosome assembly.
AACUGUUAUCUGAAAAAAAGUAAUAAAAUUCAAAUAUUACUGACAGUAUUUUAUAUUUCAUUUGUGUAGUCUACGAAUAUUGAAUGUACAGUUUUCCACCAACAAAGGCUCAUUUCCAAUGUCAAGAUGGCGGCGUCCACGAAAGCUGAAUCCGGUUCAAAGGCCUCACCAAGAAAACAAAAAUAUGACGCAGGUAGUUACCCAGCAAGCCCUCUUGGGGCCACCCCAAGAACAUCACUACCCCAGAGAUACAACUUACCAUUUUCAAGCUAUAGAUUAACAAGAGAUGAAAUUUCACAGGAGUGGAAAAGCGCGACCGAGCACACUAAAAGUAUACUGAGUUCACCUAUCAAGAAAAGUCACCUGAAGUGGCCGUUUGAUCAUGUUGAUUCCAGUGAAGCAUCAAAAGAAGCAGCUGAAGAGGAUAGCACAACAAAGUCCUUCAUUUUACUUGCUCUUAUUUUCUUGUCAUCCCUGGUAGCUUUACUGAUGGUUUAUUUCAAUUUCCCUAAAAUGCAAGAAGAUGAACUCAGACAUAUCAAGCUACCACGAGAUAUUGAAGAUGCCAAGAAUUUAGGCAGAGUGUUGGACAAAUAUACAGACAGGCACUUUUAUAGUGUUUUCUUUGGCUAUUUUGUAACAUAUAUUUUUUUGCAAUCCUUUGCAAUACCAGGGUCCAUAUUCCUUAGUAUUCUCUCGGGAUAUUUAUUUCCUUAUUACCUGUCAUUAUUUACAGUUUGUAUGUGCUCAGGUAUAGGUGCAUCAUUCUGUUAUUUGCUCUCCUACCUUGUGGGGAGACAACUGGUGCAAAAAUACAUACCAGAGAGAGUGGCAGAGUGGAAGAGUCAUGUCAUAAGGCAUAGGGAGCAUCUUUUGAAUUACAUCAUAUUUCUGAGGAUAACACCAUUCCUGCCUAACUGGUUUAUAAACAUUACCUCUCCAGUAAUAGGUGUACCCCUACUACCUUUUUUCGUAGGCACCUUCAUAGGAGUAGCUCCUCCUUCAGUAGUAGCUAUACAAGCUGGGACAACACUUCACCAGUUGACAUCCUCCAAAGAUGCCCUGUCCUGGACCUCUGUGAUAGUCCUGGCUGUACUUGCUCUCCUCUCUCUGCUGCCUGUGGUCUUUAAGAAGAAACUGAGGGAAAAAUUUGACUAAAAUGGAAGUAUAAUAUUUAUAAACUGUUGACAUAGUGCACAAAACUACGACCAGCAUAGGUAGUUUCCUUAGUAGAAAGGGGACUUGACCCAGUGUUGUAGACGUAAAUUAUACAAUAAAACCAUUUAUAGUUCAGGGUUAAGGAAAAAUAUGCUUUGUGUCCCAAUAGCAAUAAAAAAAAAUACAGGGGAUGUUUGGAUAUUUGAUUAAAGUUGAUGGUUUUCUUUAUUGGUUUUGAACCUGGGUGUCAGGUUUCUAAAACAAAUACCUACAAAAUUUGAACUAUGAAUAACUCAUUUGUCUCAUUUGAAAGGAUGCACAAUUUGUGCACAUUUUACUUACAGUAAAAAUUUGUGGAAAAUUAUAUCAUAAAGAGUAAUUCAAUUAAAAGUGCACAAAGAUGGAAUAAAAAGACUUCACACACUAAUUGAAGAAUGUUUAGGAACAAUGGAUAUCAUGGUAUUUCAGACUUGGCAUUCAUUCCCUGUGAAUUUUCCGCAUUUGUAGCUUUUUUUUUUUUUUUACUUAUUAAGUGUGUUUCAUAUUUUAGGGGCACCCCCAAACCAUAAACACCAGUCAUUCCAAUGCUUGUAACUUAUUCCUGCCCUACAUAAUCUCUUCAGGCUUCAUUUUGUCUUUGAAAGUUUUUUUUUCUUCGUAUACUUGCUCUUUUGAGAUCUCAUUAGGUUUUGUUAAAGCUAUAUGAAAUGCAUAUGUGCAAAUUUAUUAGUACUUUUGGCAAAAACCUUUCCAUAGGAUUGAGAUAUUAGUUAUGCACAAGUAAAGCCAAACAUAAACCUCUCACAUUUUUUUAUCCUCUGAAAACAGGAUAAGACUGUGGAAUAGAAAAAACAGACGGCAGGGAAUUUUUCAUGUGGUUUGAAACAAAACAUUCUGAAUGUGGUAAAGCUAUAUCUGGUCAGAAACUUAUCUUCCAAAAUUUCUUUAAAUAGCAGAUAGGAGUAAAAUUCUGUAAAAUGGAUUUUCUAGACCAACAAAGGUUUAUGCAUUUCAACAAAGCAGUGAAAGUUUUAAUUAACCUUCAACUUAUACUUUUUGAGAAGGAAAUUAGAUGCAUCUGCUGUUGGUCCUGUAAAUGUUGUAGUCUGUGUAGAGUAUGCUGUAAUAAAUUAAUAUGUUGAACCUUUUAUAUCUCUCUUCAGCACAAUUAACUUCUAACUAGUAUUACCAGAUGAAGAGAGUUAUUAAAUGAUAACAUCCUGAGUGCUUUUGUAAGUGUGCAAUAGUCAUGAAUCUUCAUAAGGUGUUGUGGUAUUAUUAUUAUUUUAUAUUCAGAAGCGGUCAAAGUCAUUCACAGGAAAUGUUCUUUCAGUAGGGUCAGGUUCAGUUGAAUGUUUGUAAGGUGCAGGUAUUGAACAUUAAAACAUUUUGAAUCUGAAAGAAGUCCUCCUUUUAAGUGUGACAGCAUGUUCGUGAAAUAAAAAUAAUCAAUUCUAGAUUUUUUUUUUACUUUUAGAAAACAGAAGAUGGAUUAACCUAAAUUAAAGCAUAUAGAAUUUGUCAACAUAGGUUGCAACACUAAAUGUAUGAAAGAACAGACUGCUACAUUUUAUUUUUUCGCAGGUAUUUAUUAAUAUUUGUGUACAUCUAUUAAAAAUAUAAAUAAACAUUUAAAACUUAAUAAUGUUCAGUUUCCUUUCUCUCAUGGAAUGUGUAGAAAUAUAAAAAGCUGACACUUUUCUGUCUAUAAUGAUAAUUGUAAUAUUAUGAAAUAUAUUUUCUUCAACUUGUACUAUA